AUGCCUCCCUUAUUGAACCCUAUGGAAUCCUCUGGGAACUGCAUGUAUGGGUUAGGCCUUUCCAAUGGCCUUUCUCAAAGUAAUGUGAAUUGCGAAGGAUCUUCCAGAGCUUCCUCACCGGCUCCGAAUACGACUAGUACCGCUCAACAAACUUCAAAUCAAAAUUCCCCAGUCAGAAAGCAUGAUCAAAUUAGCAGUAUUUUUUCUAAUAAACAAAAUGAUUAUAAUCCGGAACCUACUUAUCUACAAAGUAAUGUUAAUCAGUGGCAUAAUUCAACUUCAAUUAAAAGUAACUCACAUUCUUCUCUGCAAAAGCAGUUUGGAAAGCAUUCCACAUCACAUUCCAAGAAAAGUGAAACCCUUUUAACUGCAUUAUUCGAUUAUAAGGCACAAGGAGAAGAUGAACUAAGUUUGAAAAGAGGUGAAAGAGUUGAAGUAUUAACUAAAGAUGUUAAAGUAUCAGGAGAUGAGGGAUGGUGGACAGGAAAAAUAGGUGAUAAAGUUGGAAUUUUUCCAGCUAAUUUCGUAGCUGAUGAAAACGAAGAAUUGACAUCUGUCAUUAAUGACAUUCAACCAACUGAAAUUAGUUUUUCAGAGCUAGAACUAGCUGAAGUAAUAGGUGUAGGCGGAUUUGGAAAGGUUUAUAGGGGAAUAUGGCAUAAUGAGGAAGUUGCAGUGAAAGCAGCAAGACAAGAAUCAGAUGAAGAUAUAAAUGUAACUUUAGAAAAUGUUAGACAAGAAGCUAAGUUGUUUUGGUUGUUAAAGCAUGAAAAUAUAGUGUCUUUAAAGGGAGUUUGCUUAGAAAUUCCCAAUUUGUGUUUAGUAAUGGAAUAUGCUAAAGGUGGUAGUUUAAAUAGAGUACUCAGUGGAAGAAAAAUAAGACCUGAUGUGUUAGUAUUUUGGGCAAUUCAAAUUGCUAGGGGAAUGCAUUAUUUGCAUGAUCAAGCAAAAGUGCCAUUGAUUCACAGGGAUUUAAAAAGUUCAAAUGUUCUUUUGGCUGAACCUAUCAACAACGAUGAUCUUCUAUUGAAAACACUUAAAAUAACGGACUUUGGACUAGCAAGAGAAGUAUAUAGAACUACUAGAAUGUCUGCCGCUGGAACCUAUGCUUGGAUGGCUCCAGAAGUAAUCAAAUCAUCAACGUUUUCUAAAGCCAGCGAUGUUUGGAGCUAUGGAGUUCUUCUUUGGGAACUUUUAACGGGUGAAACUCCUUACAAAGGCAUUGAUAUUUUAGCUGUAGCUUAUGGUGUGGCCAUGAACAAACUUACUCUACCGAUUCCUACGACGUGUCCAGAGCCUUGGAGAGAUUUAAUGAAAGCCUGUUGGGAAUCCGAACCACACGAUCGUCCUUCAUUUGAAGAUAUUCUGCUAUCUUUGGAUAGAAUACAAAGGUCAGAGUUUACGCAAACUCCCCACGAAUCAUUUCACACUUUACAGGAUAAUUGGAAAGUUGAAAUUGAAGAAGUUUUACAUGAUUUACGAAUGAAAGAAAAGGAAUUGCGAUCGAGAGAAGAAGAACUCACCAAGCAACAAGAAACGUUAAAGCAAAGAGAACGAGACUUGUACGAACGGGAAUUAGAUUUAAUUGAAAGGGAAAUUAUGGUUUUUUUCCAACAAACUCCCACACCUAAAAAAAGAAAAGGACAUUUUAAAAGAAGUAGAUUAAAAUUAACAAAGAAAGAUGCACAAAAACCAAAUAUAAGUUUUCCUAAAGAUUUUCGGCAUACAUUGACAGUUCAACAUACGGGAGCAUCAGAUUUAAAACAAAGAAACGCAUCGAGUCCUAAUUCCCCACCUGGAUCUCCUAGUAUAACUCGCCUUCGAGCCAUUGCACUUUCUAGUGAUGGUGUGAAAGGUAAAACCUGGGGUCCAUCAACUUGUCAUCAACGGGAGCGCGGACAAAUAAUUGCACGAGUGGCUCCGGAUUCCCAUAAACAGUGGAGUAAAUCAGCUCCGAACCUGGAGAAGAAUUCGAGGAUGGGUGCUAAUUAUUCCCUUCAUGAAAUAGGUAGGAAUUAUUCUAUCAGAAAAGCAUCGUUCGACGAUGUCCGGUGCAGGGAAGAAUACAUUAAUUUAUGGGAGGGGACUAACAAAUGCGAAGACGAAAAAUUAAUGAAGACAAACGAGAGAAAAAAAUCAGGAGAACAAGAAGAUGAUGUAGGUUGCGCUGGUUUCGUGCGAAGCCGUGGAACGAUGUGGAAAUACGGGAACGAAGACGAUUUUUACAUAGUUAAAAACUUGCCCCACGGAAAAAAAAACGUUGAUACUAAUAAAUAG
Pediculus humanus corporis (human body louse) is the source of this 2277-nucleotide messenger RNA. RefSeq names its product mitogen-activated protein kinase kinase kinase, putative. The transcript has 7 exons. Lineage: Eukaryota; Metazoa; Arthropoda; Insecta; Psocodea; Pediculidae. The coding region runs from base 1 to 2277 and encodes 758 amino acids. Gene Ontology annotation, biological process: protein phosphorylation. Gene Ontology annotation, molecular function: protein binding; JUN kinase kinase kinase activity; ATP binding. The record is from RefSeq and is a predicted model, not a curated record.